GGGAUGUUGCGCAAUCGACCCCAUCCGCGCCCGUGGCGGCGGCUGCGCCACGAUGGAUUACAGCGUCGUCGGGUCGAGUCGCCGGAGCCGCUCCCUAUAAAACGAAACAGAAAAGACUGCCGUGGCAAUUUGAUGUGUAUCUGUUCCCGUUUAAAAAAAAAUCGCGUUUUUACAUAAUAACUUCUCUUAAGUUGAAUUGCAAAUCGCUGCGGUGGCGGUAGAACUUUGGCCGGACGAUCAUUUUAUGUGGGUGAAAUUGUGUGUAGUGUGGAAUAGACCUUGGGCCAUGGAACUUCUGUGACAAAUUCGAACUUUUUGCAACCCUUCUGUGGUGGGUCUCACGAGGGGCGCGCGCCAAGUGAAUGAGGCAAGGCAUAAAAAUAAAAAGAAACGGGGACACGAGAAGAGUAUAAGACAUAAGGAGGCAACUUGCAGUGAUGAUAAGAUAGUGCUAAGUGACACUGAACAGUGAGACAAGAAGAAGUUUACUAGGCCGAAUCUAGAUAAAUAGUAAAGACACGCUAAUGAAUUUUUAAAUUUAAAAGAAAAAGUAGUAAAGAAGUGCAAAUUAAUAAAAAGAAAAAUAAAAUAAAAUCAAGUUUAGAAACACGUGAAUCGAUUUAUACCAAAAUUAAUUUCUAUAUAAUACUAGAAAUAACCCCUACCGAGUAAGUUUGUAUUGAAGGUCCUGAGUAGUUGUGGCAUUAGGUGUUUUUAAAAGAAUAUUUAAAAAAAAAAAUUGUUGGAGGCAUACAUCGAAGUUAUGAAGCUGAGAAAAACCACGAUAGACAUGGCGGAUUCGGAUUUUCCGCUAAAACAGGGAUAUCCCGCUUAGACGUUUUCCAGUCGUUGCACUCAGCGAUCCGAAACAGACGAUAUGGGCACAGCAUGGCCUCAGAAGUAUCAUUAUACGACCAGAGGGCAUGCGAGUACCAGUGUAGUUGUGACUGCUGCAGCCUCAACAGUUGCCCAGAUCGCCGGGGGUGGUUGUGGGCUGGAGGUGUGUGGCACACCGGGUGUGAUUCGUACAGUCAACAAUGGUUUCAGAGGCAUCGAUGGAAAAGCCUCAUUGUCGCACCAGUCAUCGUGGACAAUGGGUGCGGAUGUGAGGACGAAGAGUUCGGCAUUCGAGGGUUGGCCGUGGACUUGUGGUAUGGAUGGGACACCAACUCAGGAGGCGAUAUGUCGAAAUAUAACAAAAGCUGCCAAUCGAAAUGUAAAAAAAUUGAGCCAACGGGUAUCACCUCAGCCAAAAUCGAGGGGCUGUUGUGUACCGAUGAUGGAAAAUGCUGCCAAAAAGUUCGUGCAAAGCAUCGCUGCCAAUCCAUUAAUUCUACUAAUUGCCAUUAUGAGAUUUUCCGGCAUGAAGAGUGCGACCAGACCCUUCUGCCAAGGUUACAUCCCUCUGCCUUGCUUCCCAGCCACAUCCAUAGCCUCCGGCAAUCGUCAGAUACAUCAACGAAGGCAAAUCGAUCUGCGUCGGAUGGCGAAGGGCUGCCGAGGCGUUCUGGGGAAUUUGGCAAACUAUUUCGGACUCUUUUGCCGUUUCUUCUCUUCCUCGGCAUGCUUCCAUUUCUUCAAGCAGUGGCGUCCGAUUCCGACGCUUCUGUAGUCGGGGGUCCUAAUCCAAAUCCCCAACCUUGGAUACCAGUCGUGGCGUAUUUGGAGCCUCUGCCGAGACCCAAGGCACCAAAAUGUGAUCAAACUUAUGUCUCGCGUUCAGGAGGACCGUCUAAUGGAACAUUUACUGCACCCAUGCUCAUCAAUCCUUCAAAUCAUUCCAGACAGUGUCUCUACAUCUUCCUAGCGGGUCCUGGACAGCGUGUCGAAGUAGUGUUCACAUCAUUUAAUUUGCGGGGGAAUCCACCAGAUGGGUCUGCCGUUGGAGAAAUACCAUCCUGUGGCACGGAAUAUAUGGAUAUAUAUGCGGAGGUACAGUCAUCGGAUCCAGCUGAUUUGAUCAAUUCUCCCUUCGGUGGUCGCUACUGUGGUCCCAUUCCGCCUCGUCGCCGCAUUUCGCUGUAUCGUGCUAUAGCUUUAUCGUUUUUUACCAAUAAAAACAUGACUACUCCGGAUGUGUUUGGGGGUCGCUACAGUUUCAUCAAUGAAUCGGAAUUCGAAGUCGGUCAACCUGUCAUUGGAUCCCCCUGCUCCUACAUCGUCAACAUUUCCCAGAAUCGUACAGGAUCGAUAAUUUCACCCACUUAUCCAGGUGCCUAUCCCAAAGAUAUGUCUUGCACUUAUCAAUUUAUCGGUAAAUCCAAUCAACGUGUGCGACUGGAGUUUCGUGAUUUUGAUCUCUUCUUCGGUGGACCACAUUGUCCAUUUGAUUUUGUGAAAGUGUACGACGGCUUAGACAACACUUCAGCUCUUGUGGGCACUUACUGUGGCCAACAGAGGAAUCUUGUGCUGUAUUCUAGUGAAUCGAAUCUCUUUGUGCAUUUCUACACACUCCAACGAACGGCCAAUACACAGAAUCGUGGCUUCAAAGGAAUUUUCGAAUUUAGCGAAAGUUUUGUUAAAUUAGAUUUUAUAAGUCAUAACGAUGGUGAACACAUUCGUGGGUCCGAGUGUGAUCAGAAGAUUCUGUCGGGAAAGGAAUCAUCAGGGUUUGUCUAUUCGCCCAAUUAUCCAUACCCGUUUAUUCCGAAAGUAGUUUGUAGAUAUUUUAUUUACGGUAUGCAAGAUGCACAGAAUUUGGAACGAGUUAAACUUGAAUUUUCCAAAUUUGAAAUACCAAAAGUCGAACAUAAAGACAAAAGCGAAUCAAAUUGCACAGAUGGAUAUUUGAAGAUUUACUUGAAAGGGCAAGAAACCACAGACAGUUACGACAAGUUUGACCAUGAAUUGUGCGGCACCGAAAUUCCGCCACCAGUUGUAAGCGAUGGACCCCGCCUUGUGAUGGUGUUCAGCUCAGGUGAGCUUCAGGGAGGUGGCUUUAAAGCAAAGUACUCCUUUGAGACGGAGUACAAGAUACCAGGUACUGCGGCACCUGAUGGCACGUGCAGCUUCACAUAUCGCAGUAUAUCGCGCAAAAAAGGUGAAUUCAACAGUCCGCGCUAUCCUUCCAACUAUCCCUCUGAAACCAAUUGUUCCUACGUCUUCCUCGCGACACCAAACGAACAAGUCACCAUUGUCUUCGACAACUUCAAGGUGAAGGCUGACAAUGCCAACACUACUGGAGGAGCUUAUGGCAUCAAUGUAUGCCUUGAGGACUGGCUGGAGAUGUAUGUGGUGUAUCGUGAUGGAAGUGAUCGCUUCCUGGGCAGAUACUGCAGCUUUACUGCUCCUGGCCCUGUAGAGAGUCCACAAAGAGCAGUGGGUAUUCGAGUCUUCCUUCAUACUGAUCAGGAAAAUGUUGCUAGUGGCUUCAAAGCGCGCUACAUCUUCGAAGCAGCCAAAUCUGUUUUUGGGGAUUGUGGUGGUAACUACACUGGGCAAGAUUCGGGUGUCAUCACAUCGCCUAAUUUUCCUGCAAAUUACCAUGGGCCAGGAAAGGGAUUGGCAUCGAGUGCGUGCAAUUGGUACAUUACAGCACGAAUUGGAUACAAGAUUUUGCUCAAUUUUGAAGUCUUCUCCGUCGAAGGAGAUCCAGCUGGUCGCGGAUGUCCGGCUGCCGUGUUACGUUUAUGGACAUUUCCAGAGUCCGAUGCUGCGCCCCAAGAGCUUUGCGGAGAGAAAUUGGCUGAACAAUGGCACUACAUGUCCCAGGGGCAAACGGCUAGAAUCAGUUUCACAACGACCGAUAAGACUAUCGGUGCACAGGGCUUCCGAAUUGUUUGGACUGAAGUACAAGACACUGGUCCGGGGCCACCAUCAAGCAUAGCGAAUAUGUGCGAGCCCACAUAUCACUUCAUGUGUGAGCAUUCAAACUAUUGCAUCGCAGAAAAGCUGCGCUGCGACAACGUGAAGAACUGUGGACCCGGAGAUGAUUCCGAUGAAAUGCAUUGCAUGUUCGCGGCUCCCGACGAGGAUCACGGCGUCCUGAUCAUAACAUCAAUAGCCGCAGGCUCGUUCCUAAUCUGUCUCCUAUGCACACUGUGUCAUCGAAGAAGAAAACGCCGACAUCUUCCGCAUUUGGGACUGCAUAGGAAUGCUGCGCACUACGACUCAACAACAAGUGCCACAGAAUUGUCUAUUGCAGGACUUGGUUCAAGUCGUCGUCACCUUCAAGGUGGCAGCAGUUUGUCCGGGAGCUUGCACGCCAUAAACAGUGGAUCACUGCCCAUUCCACCAGCGCCUCUACCACCCACAAGUGUACCGCCUCACAUUUGCAUCAAUGACGAAUUGGACGAUCCCGAUGAUCUCUUUGGCCACAUUGAUCGCUUUUCGAAUAAUGGGGAGAGUGUAUAGCAGGAGGAGGAAAGCAUCUCACCCCUUUUCUCAUCAUAAGCAAUCACGCCUUAGUUAUCUGCAAAAUUGCCAUACAGGAGCACAAUCGAGCAAAGGGGGAGAAAAAAUUACUGGCGGGAAAUUUUUGGCCGUUUAAUUUAAAAAAAAAACUCUAAAACAAUUCGAUACACAUUUCUGUCUCAUCCUGACUGACUUUUAGAUGACUUCCAGAUACUAUAACACCUCUCUUGAGUUGCAGAAAAGGAUCCUUAAAAAUCUUUAUGAAAAUUCCCAAAAAUUAUUUUCAAAGUUGUACACCAUCAUCACUAGGAACAAUAAUUGAGAGAGAGGAUAGGAGGAAAUGCAGAAACUAUAAAAUCAACAAAAAGAAAAGGUAAAGAUACCGUAGCAGAAAUAUUGUACGAAAAAAAGCAACCUCUACUUCCACUAAAUGUUUAAGGAAAACCGUAAUUUUAAUAUUUGUAAUAAUAAAAAAAAGGUGAAAAAACUUAUUGUUAAUGAAAGAAAAUUAUGAUGAUGUAAACAGCACUGAAAAACCCAAAAAAAGAUUUUUGAAAAUAAAAAAAAAUAAGAAAUAAUUUUCAGAAUGGGAUAAAUAAUCACAAUUCUAGAUAUUUCCUACAUAUAAUUUCUAUAACAAAAAAAAUCAAUUUUUUAAGGGAAUGAAAAACAUAAAAUCUAAAAAAUAUUUUUUAAAAAUUCUGCGACAAAUAUCACACAAAAUUCUUUAAAUAAACUAUUACACCACUUAACAAAAAAAUCAUAAACUUCAAACACUAAAGAAUACAUGAAUGUAGGUGAAAUUAAUUAAAACAUGACUAAAUAAUAAAAACAAAAUGAAUAAAAAAUAUAAUUGAAUGUUUAAUAAUAAAAAAACAAGGUGAAAAAAUGAAGAAUAUACUAAACAAUUAUGUCUUAAAAAAGAGAGUGGAAAAAAAUAUUUAAAAAAAUGAAUGUAGAUUUUUGUGUAACUUAUUAUUAAAAUGCAAAAUCAAGUAAUAAUGGCGAAACCCUUUUGCAAAAUUAAUUCACCGAAAUUUGUAUUCAAUACAUUUUAAUUUUUUUCUCUUAAUUUUAACCUUUAUCUUUUUAUAUAUUCUCUCAAUUUUACGAAACAUUUUUCUUUAACUUCCAUUCAAUUCACUAAAUAAAUCCAAAAACAAUUGACGCUUACGAGUAGUGAAAAGAAUGUAAUAAGCAUAGGAGUAAAGAAAAAGGAAAAAAAAAAUCUUCUAAUAGACAUUAUGAGUGACAAGUAUGAAAAUUAUAUUCAUAUAAUUAAAAACAAAAAAAACUUUAUAACGAAAUGCGGCAUUUUAUAGUGAAAAAAAUAAAAAAAAAGAAAUUAAAAAAUUGACACUCAUAAAAGAAAAAUUAACAUUUUAAUAAGGUGAUGAACUAGAUUUUCCGAAAUUAUUUCAUUGCGAUUUAAAUUUGAAAAUGGGUAAAAGAAAAUUUUAGAAAUAUCACACGAAAUAGUGAAAUAAUUUCGGAAAAGUAACUUUUUGUCUACGGUUUUAUAGGGCAAACAAUUAAUAAAAUUAUAAAAAAAACACUAAUAAUAGAAUGUGAGAAUAGAGAUGAGACAUCACUUGCAGUGAGAAAUAACAAUUUAGGAAUUAAAAUCAAGAAAAUAAAUGCAAAUGAACGAAUGCGCAAAUUUAUCAAAUAAAAACAGACUUUUUUUUUGCAUUUCCGUCAAUCUUUUUCGUUAUUGCACUGAAAUCCAAAUGAAAAGUUGUAGUAAAAUGAGAAGUUCAUAUAGAGAAAAUCAAUAUAAUUAGAGAUAUUCAAACAUUUAACAAGAGAAUCGCGGUGGUAAACAUUAAUCGAUGAUGAAUAUUAAAAGAGAACAUGAAAAAAAGAAACACAAAAAGUUGUAAUAGAGCACGUGUUUUAUAUAUAUUUAUGAAAUAAAAAAGGAGAUUAAAAAAAAAUACAGUAACUAAUAUGAGAGUCCCCCCCCCCUUAAAUAAAUAGCGAGACAAGUCAAAGAAAAAUUGAAAAAAAAGAAUCUUCUGAUUAGUGAAGAGUAUGUUAAAAUGUUCUGAAAUGCAAUUGAAUUUUUCAACAAGAAAAGUGGAUAAUUUUGUUUCCUUUCUUGAAACAAGCCUAUAGUGGGAUAAAUAUCACAAUUUUAUGUGAAUUGAAUGUGCAAUUUUGUGAAUAUUGUCCAUCACGGCCAAAUUUUUUCGUACAUAAACUCCAUUUCUCGGCUAUAAAUACAUUAAUUACGUAGAAUAUUUUUCAAUCAUUUUCGAGAGCGAAAGGAUUAGAACAAAUUAAUAAUAAUCAUUGAAACUUUUUUUCCUGUUAUAUUAUUUGGUGUUCUAAUUAUUUCUCAUAAUUCCACAAUUAAACAGGGUAAAAAAAAACGAAUUAGAUGCUUGAGGGAUUAUUUGAGAGUGAUUCAAUAAUAGGUUUAUUUUUAUUUGUUUUCAAUUAUUUCGAAAUAAUUUUCAACACGCUAAAAAGUAGAAGAGACAAAAUGGGAAAACAAAAGCACAAAUAUUCACAAAAAUACAUUUCAAUUUUUUCAAACUGAUAAAUCUUUUUUUCACUGAUGCAGAAGCGACGCAACACGACACAUAAACUGUCACCCCAAAUAUCAUUUAGAAAUGAAGAAAAAAAAUACUACUAAAAAUAAUAUGGCAAACUCAGUAAUGAAUUAAAACAAACAGAAGUAUGAAUAAGUAAAAUCCACAUAUAAUAUUUAAUAAUAAUGAAACAAGAAAAAACUAAUUAAAAAAAAAACUUAGAAAAAAACAUGUUGCAACGUUUUGUAUAAAAAUUCCUAAUGUUGUUUGUUAUAAUCAAAAUUAAACUGUUAUAUUAAUAAUAAUAAAAAAAAUAAUAAAUAAACAUGUAAUAAUAUUAAAUGAGAAAAGAAAAAAAACAAGGAGUGAUCAUGAGAAUAUGUGGGGGGAAGAAUAGCAAGUCAGGAUUGAUAAUGAUGUUAAUAGGAAAUGUGAAACUUUGUUUUCUAUACCCAUUAAUAUUGAAAUAUGUGGUAAAAAAAUACGGUAAUAAGAAAAAACUGUAACGAGUUAACGAAAAUAUGGAAUUUAUUUGAUAUGUAAAUAAAUACUGUUUAAUUCGAAAGAAGAAAAGAAAUAAAAUUGUAUGUAACACAGAAUAAA
This is a messenger RNA of Phlebotomus papatasi, 7493 nucleotides long. RefSeq names its product dorsal-ventral patterning tolloid-like protein 1. Gene Ontology annotation, molecular function: protein binding. The transcript has 18 exons. Lineage: Eukaryota; Metazoa; Arthropoda; Insecta; Diptera; Psychodidae. Gene Ontology annotation, cellular component: plasma membrane. The coding region runs from base 889 to 4353 and encodes 1154 amino acids. The record is from RefSeq and is a predicted model, not a curated record.